AACCUCUCCAAAAAGGAGGAAAUGGAAAGAAACUACAAAAACGUAAACAAUUGACAACGUUUGUGCUUAUUUCACAAAAAUGUCCAUACGCGUCCAUGAUGUUUCUAGAAUCCAACAUGCGGGCCCCGUGGAUCGGCUUGAUGUGUAUAGGCUGUGUGUUGCUGAACAAAUGAUCUCCGGGCAUAUACUACCGUUUAUCCUAGCCGUUGCGUGGCUUGGCGACCAUAAUUUCACGAAGUGCGUGGGAAAAUGGAAAAAAGACAAGUGUACACAUCAUGGCCGAUCGGGAUCGCCGCCCUGUCCUUUGUCUGCGCCUAACCAACCGGACGAGCAAACAAACAAACUUCUCCCUCGCUUUCCUCUACGCUCCAAAGUCCAAACUUUGUCCUGCCUGCAACCACGCCUUAAACAAGAGCGAAGUACUCCAGCGUAGCAGCGGUGUGCGACCAUCCCAACGACGGCGGCCUCAAUGUCAUCGCCAUCGUCCCCACCGCCGUCGCCUCACUGGCCAGCAUCGGCCCGUCUCGUCGACUAGAGCCAGGCACACACAGAAAAAUUCCAAACUUCCCCAUGCUUGAGGGCUGAAGCAGCAGCGAGAGGAGGGGCAAGAUGAUGGUGCCGUCGGAGGCUGAGCCGACGUCGUCGCCGCCGCAGCCCAAGCGGCUCUACCAGGCCUGGAAAGGAAACAACGUUUCGUCCCCCAGGUUUUUCACAUGUGUGAGAGAGCAGAGUGUACCACGACAGAUCAUUCUUCGCUUCUCUGCAGGUAUUCCUGUGCGGCGGACGGCUUAUACUCGGGCCGGACGCAGCCUCCCUGCUGCUGUCAUCGUUCCUCGUCGCCGGCCCAGCCAUCGUCUUCUGCUACCAGAUGCAGUCCAAGUUCUUCCGCUCCAACGGGCAACCACACAUGCACCGGGCUGCGCUACUGAUUGUUAUCAUCACAACACUAGUGGACCUGUUCUUCCUGUUCAUGACAUCGGCCAGGGACCCAGGAAUAGUGCCACGGAACACAAGAGCCCCGCCGCCUGAAGCUGAUGAACGGAACCUCCCCGCCACGCCAUCUAUGGAGUGGAGCGUCGGGGGCACCCCGCGGAUGAGGUUUCGCCGGACCAAGGAUGUCAACGUGAAUGGCGUCACGGUGAAACUCAAGUUUUGCGAGACCUGCCUCAGGUACCGCCCACCACGAUCCUCGCACUGCUCCAUCUGCAACAACUGCGUCCAGAAGUUUGACCACCACUGCCCAUGGGUUGGCCAGUGCAUUGGACUCAGAAACUAUCGCUACUUCUUUCUAUUCAUCGCCACAUCGACAUUCCUGUGCAUAUCCGUCUUAAUCUUUUCAUGGUUGAAUGUCCACGGCGAAAUGCAAGACAACGGCGGCUCUAUCUGGAAGGCCUUGCGCAAGGAAGUCUAUUCUUUUGUUCUAAUCAUCUACACUUCAAUUGUUGUAUGGUUCGUCGGUGGCCUAACAGUACUGCAUCUCUAUCUGAUCAGUACUAAUCAGACAACAUACGAAAACUUCAGAUACAAUUAUGACAAGAAGGAUAACCCUUACCGAAAGAGCAUUACAAAAAACUUUGCCGAAGUGUUCUUCACCAAGAUCCCUCCUCCACUGAACGACUUUCGAUCACAUGUAGGUGAGGGUGCACUGGAAGCUGGGUUCUACACUCCAUAUAUUGGGUUGGAUGUGACCAAUACAAGGGAAAAGAUUGAUACAGAUAUGAGAGAGAAAGAAGUACUCGUAGGGGGGAUACAGAUUCCAACAGUAUUGCAGAAUAUAGACUAUGGUUCCUUUGAAGAUGGUUUUUAUGACAAGAACAGGAACAAUGGCAACAAAACAGUGGCUUUUGCUCCAGCUUGGGCACAAAAAGGAAGUGAAGAUGCUGGAACAUCUGCAGCAGCUACCACAGCAUGCAAGGAAGAAACUAGUGAGGACGAUGCUAAGGAAAUUACUAAUUCAAAUACAAGUUCCGCACGGACAUCUACAGAAGCUAACACGAUAUCUGAGGAUGAAAUAGUUCAGGACGAUGCUAAAGAAAGUAACACCCCAGAUAGAAGUCCCGCCCAGUCAUUGAAAGACAUGAGCUGAUAAGUAUCGCUCAUAUAUGUUUAGGAAUUUGUCUAUAGAUAUGGCCACUGUGAGUUGGCAUCAUUCUUUACAAUGUAUAGAAAAGGCAAGUGCAAGACUAUUCAAUUACGUCAGCAAAUGAUUUAAGGAGUGUAAUGAACCAAAGUAUUAUCAACAUUGUUUGUACAUUUUUACA
Aegilops tauschii subsp. strangulata is the source of this 2261-nucleotide messenger RNA. Its product is annotated as probable protein S-acyltransferase 1. Gene Ontology annotation, molecular function: protein-cysteine S-palmitoyltransferase activity. Gene Ontology annotation, cellular component: endoplasmic reticulum; Golgi apparatus. Gene Ontology annotation, biological process: peptidyl-L-cysteine S-palmitoylation; protein targeting to membrane. The record is from RefSeq and is a predicted model, not a curated record. Lineage: Eukaryota; Viridiplantae; Streptophyta; Magnoliopsida; Poales; Poaceae.